This is a messenger RNA of Plasmodium relictum, 399 nucleotides long. RefSeq names its product conserved Plasmodium protein, unknown function. The record is from RefSeq and is a predicted model, not a curated record. Bases 1 to 399 code for a protein of 132 amino acids. NCBI's taxonomy places the organism in Eukaryota, Apicomplexa, Aconoidasida, Haemosporida, Plasmodiidae. The transcript is spliced from 3 exons.
AUGAUUAAAUUUUUUCGUAGAAAAUUUUUUAAAAUAAAUAAUUUUUUUAUGAAUUACAAAAAAUUAAAAACAUCAAAAACAUUCAAUAUAAAAAAGGAAAUUAUAAAUAAUAGCAUAAAGGAAAAGAAUGAAAUACAAAUUAAUGAUGCAUUAAAAUAUUUUUCUAAAUCUGAAAUUUUUUAUUUAUUUUUUAUUCCAUUCUCUUUUGUCUCUAUUUACCUUUUUGUAAUGUGGAAUAUUUUCAAAUACAUUUGUGAUAUUAAAGACAUAAAUCAUUUCUUAAAAAUUCUUCGUUGGCUAAAAGGAAAAGAAUCAUAUCCAUUUGAAUAUCUGCAAAAUAAAAAGAAAAAGAAAACAUAUAAUGAAUCUAUUGUCGUUGCUGUAAAAAAAUUUGAAUAA